AUGUCUGGCAACGUGGAGAUGAUAUUGGAAAAGCUUGACCGGGCCAAAAAUGAAUUCGCGCAGCAUCCAAAUGGGAGAGGCAUCACUUUCUCGCGAGAUGCAAUCCAGAUAGCCGAUGAGCUUUUGGAUAGCUCUUUACUAUCAUGGGAAGACGUCUUGGAGGUACGAAACCAGGUGUCGGAUAUGUUCUUCGGAGCUGGGUUACUCGCCCUGUCGGAAGAACUGGACGAGGAAAUAGAAGGGGCUUUGGGACAGCUGAGCGAUAAGGAUGAAAAAGAAGGUCUUGAACAAUGUAUUCGGGAGCGCAGCUCAAAGCGGAUUGACGCCGAUAGCAACGCCUCUGUCGGAGAGACCGUCACUGCUGUUCCUCAACAGGCCCCUACUUUGCUGCAUUAUUUGCCGGGGAGAACACUGAGAGGGGCCGGCGACUAUUUUGAGUCUUUCACUGAUACAUCGUAUCCCUAUACAUCUCCAACGGCCUCUUCUGAGGAUGCCGAGCCCGAUGGGUAUCUCCUUUGUCGCCUCGACACGAUGAUUGUUCACGAUCCGGACCCCCCUUAUGGUAUUCCGAAUGUCGUUGAAUCUCUACCGACCUUUGAAGACCCCGAACGGACGGAUAGGGAACCUGAGACGAUUGAGAUGGAGGUCGACGACAUCGACGAGGACUAA
Messenger RNA from Trematosphaeria pertusa, 669 nucleotides. RefSeq lists its product as uncharacterized. NCBI's taxonomy places the organism in Eukaryota, Fungi, Ascomycota, Dothideomycetes, Pleosporales, Trematosphaeriaceae. The record is from RefSeq and is a predicted model, not a curated record. The coding region runs from base 1 to 669 and encodes 222 amino acids. The transcript has a single exon.